AUAACCCUGAUUAUUUGGCGGCAGCUAGCAUGUCGGAGUGGGCGUGAGGUGCGGGCGCUGGACGUGUGUAGCCUCAUGAACGAGAGGUCACUUCAGUCAGCAAUGAAAUACGCUGCUAAGCUCGGCAAGUCGCUGCUCGCAGAAUCAAUAUCUGAAAUGUGUGGACAGCGUUGCAGUAUUCGGCACGAAAGUCAGCCUCAAAGUUUUAUUUCAAGCAGAUACUCCGAGAAGAGCAUGCAAGAGACCACGCUUUUAUCUCUACCGUCGCAAGGAACUCAGCCUCUGAGUUCCACUCUUACUUCUGAGUCCAGAGCUGAGGAAGACGAUAUCAUUGAAGCAACUCCCUCAGGUCUUCUUCCUAGGGAAGCAAACUCAAGCAACCCACUUUUGUUUGCUGCCAGUCGUCGCUCCAGGUACGCUUUGCCCCUUGACUCGUCCAUCUCGCCUUCUGAGGCAAAUCCUUUCAGAAAAGCUGCUUCGAAUGUAUCCUCAAAUAUGGACCAGAGAAAUGCAAAGAAAGCACUCGAAGUCCUUGAUGAGUACAGACCGAAAAAAACAAACUCUGCACCGAUUCUGCGACCUUUGCUCAAGAAAAAGAGCAAAACGGAAAGAAAAAACGUAGGCGAGACCUCACAAUCCAGUUGCCAGCCUACUCUGGAGUCAAAAUUUUCGAAUCUGGUUCCUCCGAGUGAUGGCAAAGAAAACAGAACAGAUGCAAAUCAUUCUUUGAAAAACAAUGUAAAAAUUAAUGAAUCAAACGUAGAAGUCAAUGGAUUUGGUGUUAGUGUCCGAACAAGUCCAAUGUUCAAGACAACAUCUGCGAUGUACUUGUGGUGGGCUGACAAUGAAGAACUUGUAAAUGAACAGAUCCCUGGAACAAAUGACUUCAAGAAACUUCUUCCCAAGGCUGCAAUACUCUUCAAAGAUCUUGCAGAUGAAGUAAAAAUGAAAUAUAAGAAGUUGGCUGCCGAGAACUCCUCACAAGAACCGUCUCCCGAGGCCAAGCGCAAGAGGUCGGAGGAUUGUCAAGACGAUGGCGGCGAAUUAAAAAAAUCCAGAGCAAACUCCACGUCGGAAAAACUUGCUGCCUUUGCCUUCAAAGGGACUGCAUAAAUUUAAUGUUAUUUGUUUUAGUCUUAGACAUUCGUGAAGAAACCAAUUUUUAAAACAGAAUUUACCUCGCGCUAACAUGUGCUCAUGUGGUUUUCUACAACAGUUUUAAUGUGUUCAAUUUUUUAGAGAUUCGGCCAUUGUCUUAACUUACGAGCUUUGUUCCUGCACUUCGGUUCCGCUUUAUUUCGGACUUUUUAAUACACUUUCUCGGUCUAAGGUCGCGUUUUUGUAUAGAAUAAUCCUGUUUGAAGCAUUUGGCUUAGAAUUAGAGGAAUGUUUUGCAAGGUUGUGUAUCAUUGCUCAAGCUGGUGUGGUAAAUUGCUGGGUCAUCAGCAGCAUUGCGGUAUUUUGUUCAUAGGUUCUUCAACAGGGUACUUCAAAUUUUUUUUGCUUAGGUACACAUUUGAAAAUAUUGAAGAAGAGAAGAACUGCAAGAUCUGGGGCGAUUGGGCUCAAUAUGCAGCGCUUGAAACAGGAUGCGAUAAAUCAUGCCUAAGAAUAAUCCUUUCGCACAUAUAUUUCAACAAGUAACUCCGCGUAUAAAUGUCUCUAACUACCAUAUUCUAGAAUACAUAUACUUUAUUAUAGAUUAAAACAAAAUGCUUUCAUUGAAAACGCAAGAUGAGUAGUGGUGAACAGACAUAUUCGUAGAUAGUUUUACAAACCUCGUGAACGUGUUACUUGAGGAUUGCAUGAAUGAAAAUAUUGAUUUUUCUUGAGUAUGCUUAAACACGGUGCAUAAAAUGAUACCUUGAUCACUGAAAUAGAUAUUUAUUUCGGUUCGUUAGCAUAAUCGUUUCUUAUAAAUACUAUAAUUAAAUUUUUGACGUAC
This is a messenger RNA of Hyalella azteca, 1945 nucleotides long. RefSeq lists its product as uncharacterized. The record is from RefSeq and is a predicted model, not a curated record. The transcript is spliced from 5 exons. The coding region runs from base 76 to 1113 and encodes 345 amino acids. NCBI's taxonomy places the organism in Eukaryota, Metazoa, Arthropoda, Malacostraca, Amphipoda, Hyalellidae.